AUGGGCAUUUGUAACAAGACUGUCUUUAUGGGAUGCUGCUCCUGCUGUGCAGUUUACUCAUUAAUCAGCAUGUUUAUUCUUCUUUAUUUGGGUAUUCUCAUUAUUGUGAGUGCUUAUCCAUUCUCUAAAGGAGUGAACGAUCACGUUUAUGAAACGAGAUACGAGAAAGCUCAAGGAUUUUUCAUUGCCGCCGGUCUCUACUUCCUCUUUGUUUUGUUGGGAGUGGGCGUAACGGUCGGUCUUUACUUUAAGAAGAAGAGAGAAUAA
Naegleria fowleri is the source of this 267-nucleotide messenger RNA. RefSeq lists its product as uncharacterized. The record is from RefSeq and is a predicted model, not a curated record. Bases 1 to 267 code for a protein of 88 amino acids. Lineage: Eukaryota; Heterolobosea; Eutetramitea; Acrasida; Naegleriidae. The transcript has a single exon.